Molecule: messenger RNA, 978 nt
Organism: Closterium sp. Naga37s-1
Lineage: Eukaryota; Viridiplantae; Streptophyta; Zygnematophyceae; Desmidiales; Closteriaceae
Source: the annotation of a GenBank genome assembly
AUGGCCGCGCGGAACGCCUCAGCUUUCCAGUUCACGAGCCCCUCAAUCGACCACGAGUUCUGGAAGGACUUCAGCGAGGCCGAUUGUACGUGGCUGUACGCGCCGCUGACGUCUUUGGGCCUAGAUCACGAUUUUUGGAAGGAUUUCUCAGAGGAAGACUGCACGUGGCUGUCUGGCCCGCUGGGCUUCCCGGCGCCUGCAGACACAUCCAUCGAUCAUGCGUUCUGGGAGGACUACAGCGACGAGGAGCAGACGUGGCUCAACACGCCCACGCCCACGCACGUGAUGGGCGCACGCGCUGCUGCCACCAGCGCUGCUGCGAACGUGAAGACCGUCGCUGUGAAGAUCGCCGCUGUGAAGAGCGCUGCUGUGAAGAGUGUUGCUGUGAAGAAUGUUGCUGUGGGGACUGUUCCAGUUAUUCCUGCAGCAGCCAGCGGAUCGUCAGCCAAGGCUACAGCGGCUGCUGCUGUGAAGCCUGUAGCUGCUGUGAAGAUCGUGAAGCCUGCAGCUGCAGCAGCUAAAGGAGAGCCAGCCAAGGCCGCACGUGUGACGCCUGCAGCUUCUAAGAGUGUUGCUGUUAAGAGCAGCCCAGUGGGGUCGGUGGCAACAAAAGCAGCAGCAGAGAAGGCGAGGGAGCAGGGCAAUGGGAGGGCAGCACACACGGCGGUGCGUGCAGCAGCAGCAGGGAAGGCGGCGUUAGGAGGGGUGGAGGCAGUAGGAGGGCGAGCUGCAGGUGUGGGGUCGGGUUCAGGGCGUGGCGGCGGUAGUGGGACUCUAAUCCCUAAGCCUGGGCAGAGCAGGGCAGCGCACACGGUUGCAGCGGCUAAGGUAGUGCAGGCUGCGCCUCACAGCACUCGUAAACCGGCUGCUCCAGCAGCAGCAGUGGCCGCCACUCGCAUUCCCACGCCACGCCCCUCAACAGCCAGUGGCAUUCCCAAGCCGCACAGCGCAGCACCCAAGGGAAGUAGUGAACGGUGA